Polistes canadensis is the source of this 2660-nucleotide messenger RNA. RefSeq lists its product as uncharacterized. Gene Ontology annotation, biological process: engulfment of apoptotic cell; apoptotic process involved in development; phosphatidylserine exposure on apoptotic cell surface. The record is from RefSeq and is a predicted model, not a curated record. Bases 756 to 2378 code for a protein of 540 amino acids. NCBI's taxonomy places the organism in Eukaryota, Metazoa, Arthropoda, Insecta, Hymenoptera, Vespidae. Gene Ontology annotation, cellular component: plasma membrane. The transcript is spliced from 5 exons.
UUCCAUUUUUAUUUCUCUCUUAUCACCCCUCUAGUUUUUGGUCUAUCAACAUACAUACUCUCUCUUUCUCCCUCUUACAAUGAAACUAUUAAAAGCAAUUCGUUGUCUUAGCAACGCCGAUAUCUAAGAAUCCUUUAUCAUUAGUCGAUGGAAUCGACCUUUAUUGAGCUAUCUGUUCAGUUUGAUGUGUGAUGACUAAUCAAACACAUUACAUAUCGAAAUCCAUGUAUUUUUGAGCACUUCUUUACCAAUUAAAUACAUAUAUACAUAUAUAUGCAUAUAUAUAUAUAUAGGUCGCGUGUGUGUCAAAGCUUUUUACAUUCUGCAUUACGAUCGGCAUCAUUUUUUAUUUCACUCUUAUAUGUGUAUAUAUUAAUGAGACUUACAUUAAAAAAAAAUCAGACUAUUUUGAGAUUUACAAAAAACUAUAUUUCUACCGUACGGUUUAAUAUUCGUUAAGUUUUGUACACCUUUGUGAAAACAGCUGAGCCAACAAUAAUUCCUGUUUAACCAAAGUCAACUUAUAUACACAAUUUCACCUUAACUUCAUUUUUUGUUUAAAUGAUUGUAUCAAUAAGUGAGAUAAUUCAUCGAUAACGAGAGACCGUUUUAUUUGUUGUCUUGUAACCAAGGAAAGCUAACAUUUCUAAGAUUUACUAGAUAUUUUAUGUCAUACAAAAAUUUGGUGUGCGAAUGAAAGAAUAAAUUAAAACAUAUGGGAAUGAGUGAGAGUAAUAAUAAUAAAAAUAAUAAAAAUGUCAAAGUCAGUAUCAUCAGUUUGUCAAAGAAAGUCAUCUAGAUGUUUAAAAAUACCAUUAAAAUCAACUGAACAAAUUUAUUUGGUUUUCUUGAUACCGACGUUGGUGAAUUGUAUAGUUUAUAUCAUUCACUUCUCUGCUGAUCUAGUCGUCGCUACCCAACAUUUUAGAGAGCACAAUCCAGUAUGGGGAUCUUGUACGCUUUCUCUCAUGUAUGCUCCUGCUAUAGUAUAUUUUAUACUAACUAUUUCGAGACCAGAUUGGUGGAUGACUGACAAUGAUAAAUUAACAAAAGGAAUUUUAAUUUGGUUAUUUGUUCAAAUAUGUCAGCUCAUUGGAUUUCCAUUCUUUGCGCUUUACAGAUAUGCUGGACUUAUUGUCAUGGCUGUGGACGCUAUCAUCUUGACAGGAGAAAAAAGAUCUAAAACGUUAAACAUUUCCACUGCACCUGCAGCCAUCGAGUUAUAUUUCUUUUUACAAGCCUGGUUUCAAGCUGCACCACAAGCUAUAUUUCAGACUCAUUUACUUUUCCGAGAAUAUACAGUUCAGCGUAGUUUUCAAUCGAUUUCCAUACAUGUAUUGUGUAUUCUUAUGUCUGUCGUGAUACUCGCAAUUGAGACAACUUCUUUUCAAAGAUUUGAAAGUCAACGGGUCAAUGGCAGAAAACUUCCAUGGGCAAUGUGGUUAAAAAAAUAUUGUAUCAAGGAACUUCAAUAUCUUGAAGAAAAAACACCAUUACAAUUAUCUAACGUAACAGAGGAUAAUAACACGGCUGCUAUUAAUCUUAAGGAAGAAUCAAAUCAACCAGAUGAAAAUGUAAACAAAUCUACAGAACAAAAAGCAGAAACGGAAGCAAAAGAAGAAGCAGCAGUUACUUUAGAUCGACAGAUAUCUGUAACUCCACCACUACCACCGAAAAAUGCUCAUGUGAUACCACCUCCUACACCUUUGAGAGGAAUUACUACAGUUGUACCAUUACCUGUACCGGAUGUACCAGCACCUCCUCGCCCAGAUUCAAUUGUAAAAACUUCGGAGAAUCAGGAUGUAGAAAAUUCAAAGUCAAUUUCUAUUAUUGAACCAAAUCAGAAGUUAACAAAUAGUAAUCAAAGUUUAAAAGUUCCUAAAAGGAAACAUUCUUCCAAAGGAUUAGACGAAGACGACCCAGUUGGAAAAUUCCUUUCAUUUCUUUGGUGGUUCUUUUUUAUCUUAGCACGGAUUCUUACCAUAAGCAUAUUUUAUGAGUUUUAUCCAUAUUAUUUAUUAGGUACGCUUAGUAUCCAUUACAUUAUCAUGUUGGUAUACCUUUUUUAUUAUGCAUCGUAUUACGACGUAAUCACAUUUUUUAUUAAUCUUUGGCUCGGUUUAGUUUAUAUCAUCAGUAUGAUAGAAUACAAGAUUAAAUUUAAAUAUGCUGACAAAUGGUUAUUGCCGUAUUAUAUUUUCAUUAUUAUUCAAAAUACUGUAUUUACAUUAACAUGGUAUUUGUAUGCUGAAUUCAACGGAUUUUGGUAUAAUUAUGCAGUAUGUACAAUUUUCAUCAGUAUGGCACUUUGUAUUUCGUCAACUAUAGUCUAUCAUGUUCUAUUUAAACCAAAGAAACGAAGAAUAUACAGUAGUUGACAAUCAAUAAAAAAAGUAUUAUACAAGCUAAUAGUUUUGGUAAAGAAAAACUAAAUACUAAAUAAACAUUAAAGUUCUUAUGCUUAUUAAUAUUGCAACGGAGCCAUUGUGAAAAGAUUUCACAAUCUGUAUGACUGAAUGAAAAAAUAUUUCUUUAAAUCUUAAAUCAUAGCUAAUAUAAAGAGAUAGGUCAUAAUCGAUAAUAAUGACUGUUCUAUAAUUAUAAUUGUUAGAAAAGUAUUUUAGGGGCAUAAAAUAGAAUAGUUUAAACGAAUAUAAUAA